Molecule: messenger RNA, 444 nt
Organism: Oncorhynchus kisutch (coho salmon)
Lineage: Eukaryota; Metazoa; Chordata; Actinopteri; Salmoniformes; Salmonidae
Product: Wilms tumor protein homolog
Exons: 2
Coding region: 98-418 (106 amino acids)
Source: RefSeq, a predicted model, not a curated record
AGAAGAGGAAGACGCGUUCAGAGUGAAAGAGGAGGAGGAUGUUACAGUAAAAGGAGAGGAAGAUAUAGUUUAUGGCGUGAAAGAGGAGGGGGUGGAGAUGACUGUUACAUCGAAAAAGGGCCCGGUUUCCCAAACGCAUCUUAAGGCAUCCAAUGGUUCUAACGAUGAAUUUAGCCAUAAGAUGGUUUUGAUAAUCCGUUCCCUGAUUAACACUAGAGAGAUACUUAACUAUCUUGGAUCCUCUGGGGAGCCUCAACAACCUUGUGAUGCUGAAGAGGCAGAGAAGAGACUCUCCAGAUCAGAACCCCUCAAGAAACACCUGCAGAGAUCCACAGGGAAGAGAACUCACUGCUGCUCUGACUGUGGGAAGAGAUUCACCUCAUCAGGCAUUAACAUUCAUCAGAGAACACACACAUGAGAGAUACCUUAUAUCUGUGGUCAAUG